UUGUUUGCUAUAAAUUACAUGUUGACUACAUUAUAUUACAGUAAAACAUAUAUGUGUAUAUGUAAUUUCAACUAUAAAGAUAAACAAAUAGAGAGUCUGUACGUAUGAUAUGGUUUAACUUCUUGUGUAUCUUAUUUGUGGAUUUAACUAACAAAGGUGUAAAACAUGACAGAAAGUUCUAUAGAUAUCCAAAGGUUGACGUUGGUAGGUAUAGGUGUAAUGGUAUCCUUCCUGAUGGUUAACUUUUUAUUUGGAAUGACUGUUGAUGUAACAUGGAUGACAAAGACAACAUCUCAGAAUUCUGAAGAAGACAACGUUAACAACAAAGUGCUCACUAUUCAAAUACCAAGGUACGGGGGUGAUUCAGCAGAAAAUACGAUAUAUUACCACGUGAGUGAAGACUUACGUUUUAAUAUCGUAAACACAAGUAACAUUAAAGAUAAGGAACGUUAUAUGUUAGAUCAAACAUUAUCAGAAAAACAAUGCGACAUACAAAUCCCAUCACAGAAAUUUGACUGUUUCCCUGAGAAGUCUGUUACUGAAGAGGGUUGUUUAGAUAGGGGAUGUUGUUGGCAAAAAGAUUUAAGCAGACGAUUACCCAUACAGUCAAUGAACGAAAAUGACACACAAUCACCUGUAGACGUACCAUACUGCUUCUAUCCCAGAAACUUUCCUGGAUAUUCUGUGGAUGAAAGAACAGAUACACCACUAGGAUUUAGUAUGAAACUUACAGGGAAACCUCCGACAUAUUAUCCUAAAGGUGUUACACAACUGGCUGUAGACGUUAGUUAUGAGACGGAUCAAAGGUUACAUGUCAAGGUUUAUGAUCCCAAUAACAAACGUUAUGAAGUUCCCAUAAGAGUUCCCCGACCUGACAAAAAAGCAACUGCUCCCAGCUAUGUAGUAAAUGUAAGUGAGACAGGAACACCUUUUUGGCUUAGUGUCACUAGACGAUCUGAUAACACUGUCAUAUUUUCAACAAAAGGAGCGGCACCAUUGAUUUUUACAGAUCAAUUUCUUCAACUAUCAUCUCUACUUCCCUCAUCAUAUAUUUAUGGUAUUGGUGAACAUAGAAAUAAUCUCAUGUUGAAUGUAAACUGGACUAGGAAAACACUGUGGAACAGGGACCAGUAUCCAAUUGAAAAUAGGAACAUGUAUGGAUCACAUCCUUACUAUCUAGUCAUGGAAGAAAGUGGAAAAGCAAAUGGUUUCUUUCUGUUGAACAGUAAUGGAAUGGAUGUGAUACUGCAGCCAUAUCCUGCUGUAACAUGGAGAACUAUCGGUGGUAUACUAGAUUUCUAUGUUAUUGUUGGUGAUAGGCCUGCUGAUGUCGUCAAAGAUUAUACAAAUAUAGUGGGUCGCACUUUCAUGCCGCCAUAUUGGAGUCUCGGAUUUCAUAUUUGUAAAUUUGGAUACAAGUCUGUGAAUGACACGAUGAUGGUUGUUAACAGAGUAGAAAGCGGAGAUUACACUCAUGAUACACAGUGGAACGACAUUGAUUAUGCUGUGGGACAGCUGGAUUUUACUACAGAUGUAGAAAGAUUUGGUGACCAAAGAGCCAUGAUAGAUGAACUCCAUAACCGAGGGAUGAAAUAUAUAAUAAUUACGGAUCCCGGUAUUAGCUAUACCCAACCAAGAGGAGCUUAUCGUCCGUACGACCUUGGAGUUGAGAUGGACAUUUUCAUAAAGAAUGAAUUGAACAAGCUUUUCGUUGGUCGGUUAUGGCCAGGACCCACGGUGUUUCCUGACUGGAGCAAUGAGAAAUCCCAGCUAUACUGGGCAACUGUGAUUGGAGAAUUUUGGAAAUACAUAGCUAUUGAUGGUUUGUGGAUUGAUAUGGAUGAACUUGGAACAUUUGCUGAUGGUUCUAUAAAUGGUUGUGAUACCAGCUCAGAAUUAAAUUCACCACCAUACUUACCUGGUAAAUAUAGCGAUUUAACGAUUGUUGACUUAAUGAACAGUAUGGAUCCUGAUCAGACUGCGCGGAUGCGCAGGCUGGUCUUGAUCCAUGCUGGUCGCAAACGCGGCUCAUAUUUCUUUUAUUCAGUUAUUCUCACGUUCAAUGUGGCCGGUAUACCGAUGGUUGGAGCUGACAUUUGCGGUUUCCAGCAUGAUACAACUUACGAACUGUGUUUGAGAUGGUAUCAACUCGGAGCAUUCUAUCCGUUUUCCCGUACUCACAGUGAUAGAAUAACGAUAUACCAGGAUCCGGGUGCGUUUGAUGAAUUUUUUGCUGUGAGUGUAAGGGAAGUUUAUAGGACAAGAUAUGCCUUACUGCCUUAUUUAUAUACAUUGUUUUAUGAAAGCCACACAUCAGGGACACCAGUUGCCAGGGCAAUGUUUUAUGAGUUUCCACAAAAUAAAGAGACAUAUCAGAUUGACUAUCAGUUUAUGUGGGGAUCUGCACUUCUCAUUGCUCCUGUUCUCAUAAAUGUAUCUAUUUUAUCCUACACUUUAUUACUCUUACUGACCUAUAUAUUAUAUCAAUCAAUCAUAUUAUUUUAUAACCUUUCUUAUACUUUGGUAAAAUAUAAGGUACUUAAUAAAUUAUUGUUGAAGAUUUGUUUAUGGUUUAAAGCAACUAACUAUGCAUUUUAUUUAUCCAUGCAGUUAUGCAGCCGAAAGAAUGACUUCUCUCUCUUGGUAUCAAUGGGAACCAAUGGUACAGCGUUCGGCUCUCUGUUUUGGGAUGAUGGAAUAACACAAGGUACACACUGA
Messenger RNA from Ruditapes philippinarum (Manila clam), 2718 nucleotides. RefSeq names its product lysosomal alpha-glucosidase-like. The coding region runs from base 166 to 2718 and encodes 850 amino acids. Gene Ontology annotation, molecular function: alpha-1,4-glucosidase activity; carbohydrate binding. The transcript has 15 exons. Gene Ontology annotation, biological process: carbohydrate metabolic process. The record is from RefSeq and is a predicted model, not a curated record. NCBI's taxonomy places the organism in Eukaryota, Metazoa, Mollusca, Bivalvia, Venerida, Veneridae.